Messenger RNA from Acanthoscelides obtectus, 240 nucleotides. NCBI's taxonomy places the organism in Eukaryota, Metazoa, Arthropoda, Insecta, Coleoptera, Chrysomelidae. The record is from the annotation of a GenBank genome assembly.
AUGUCUGAUGACGAAACCACGUGUGUGGAGCCUUCGGAGGGGACGGCGUCAUCUCUUACAACGGAACAACAACAUUUAAAAUCAUUUAUACUGAAUUUGGAAAGUUUGCCUGAAAUAUGGGACUCUUCAAGAAAUGAUUAUCUAAAUAAAUUGAAAAGAACUCACGCUUACGAAAAAUUGGUGCUGAUCUACAAAAAAAUUAAGCCGAAUGCAGCAGUUGACGACGUAAGGAAAAAAUAA